AGACAGCCUUAGGGUCUUCUCAGGUGGGGAUUCAACGCGGAAGGAAUCGGCACUCACUCUGCCUGAGCCCCAGUCGAACCUGACUGCUCUGUUGGGGCACCGCAGUCAGAAGCCAAUUCCAGUUGACUUGGCUCCUCAGACGCUUGCCAGGGGCUCUCCCUGAAGGAGCGCAGCACUGAUGGGCUGGAUGAAAUCUAGAGUUGGGGCGCUGGGACUGUGGGUCCAUCUGCUGCUGGCUGUCUUCCUGCUGGGGGUCUACCAGGCAUACCCCAUCCCUGACUCCAGCCCCCUCCUCCAGUUUGGGGGUCAAGUGCGGCAGAGAUACCUCUACACGGAUGACGACCAGGACACUGAAGCCCACCUGGAGAUCAGGGAGGAUGGAACAGUGGUAGGCGCAGCACACCGCAGUCCAGAAAGUCUCCUGGAGCUCAAGGCUUUGAAGCCUGGGGUCAUUCAAAUCCUGGGUGUCAAAGCCUCUAGGUUUCUUUGCCAACAGCCAGACGGGACUCUAUAUGGAUCGCCUCACUUUGAUCCCGAGGCCUGCAGCUUCAGGGAACUGCUGCUUGAGGAUGGAUACAAUGUGUACCAGUCUGAAGCCCAUGGGCUGCCCCUGCGUCUGCCCCAGAAGAACUCCCCAAACCAGGAUCCAACAUCCUGGGGACCUGUGCGCUUCCUGCCCAUGCCAGGCCUGCUCCACGAGCCACAAGAGCAACCAGGAUUCCUGCCCCCAGAGCCCCCAGAUGUGGGCUCCUCUGACCCACUGAGCAUGGUAGAGCCUUCGCAGGGCCGAAGCCCUAGCUAUGCAUCCUGAAUCUUGCUGAUUCUAGAGAUGUUUCUUUUUGGGUUUCCACUUAUUUAUUAUGAGUAUUUAUCUUAUUUAUUUAUUUUAAUUUUUUUCUUACUUGAAAUAAUAAAGAGUCUGAAAGAAAA
This is a messenger RNA of Mastomys coucha (southern multimammate mouse), 930 nucleotides long. It is a transcript of the gene Fgf21, whose product is annotated as fibroblast growth factor 21. Gene Ontology annotation, molecular function: growth factor activity; fibroblast growth factor receptor binding. The transcript has 3 exons. NCBI's taxonomy places the organism in Eukaryota, Metazoa, Chordata, Mammalia, Rodentia, Muridae. The coding region runs from base 179 to 811 and encodes 210 amino acids. Gene Ontology annotation, biological process: cell differentiation; fibroblast growth factor receptor signaling pathway; positive regulation of protein phosphorylation. Gene Ontology annotation, cellular component: cytoplasm; extracellular region. The record is from RefSeq and is a predicted model, not a curated record.